This is a messenger RNA of Styela clava, 3253 nucleotides long. Lineage: Eukaryota; Metazoa; Chordata; Ascidiacea; Stolidobranchia; Styelidae. The record is from RefSeq and is a predicted model, not a curated record.
UGAGAAGUUUAAAAGCUAGCUAGACUAUUUCGAAAGGAAAUUUUUGACAACUGGAACACUCAAUUAUUACCGGUAAUCAAAAUAUUGCAAAAGGGAACACUUUGAUUUUUCCGAUUGGAAUAUUUCGAAAAGUGCAGAAUGACAUCACAGGUGACCGACCCCGUUGAAGAACUUGUCUUUUUACGGCAAAUGGUCCAGAGAUUGAACUCUGCUCUUGCAAAACACCAAGGAACAGACCAUAGCCUGUUAGAUGCAGAAGCGUCCAUUGACCCUCCGGCACCUUGGCUGACGAACCCACAACAUUUGGCUCCGUUACUGAACGAAUAUGACACUCAUCUAACACAUCUCGUGUCCCAAGUUACGAAGAUAAAAGAUGAAAACCAUGAAAGGAAAUUGCGAUUGCAGUCUGUCUCCGAAGAAAAUCAACGUCUUCAUGCAGAAUUGCAGGAAAUUGUUCAACAACAAAUGAAAGAAGCUGAUUAUACAGAUCACCCACAAGGCCAAGGUAAUGAAAUGCUUGAGAACCUUCAACGACAGAUAGAAUUGGCGAGUGCUGAGAAAGAGGACGCUGUGAGAAUGUGUCGCGAUACAAUGCAACAGCUAGACAAACUCCGACACCAACGACAAACAGAGUCGGCAUCAGUGAAAUCUCGUUUGCAAUCUUACGAUGACACAAGGAAACUCAACGAGCAACUUCAGGAUGCAAACCUUAAUUUGCAGAUGUCAUUGGAUACGAUCAGGAAUGAGAAUCAGGCUCUAACAGGUGCACUACAUCAGCAGGAGAACGACCUUCAAGAAACUCGAGAAAAUCUCAAGGUCACAAAGACGGAAUUUCACAAAAACAAGGUCGAAUUAGGAGAAAAGAAUCAACUAAUCGAAACUUUGACUGUUCAGCUCGAAGCUCUGCAAAACGACAACGGAGAAAAACAUCGACGACAACUCGCAACUCAGAACGUCACAGAAAAGCUUCAACAAGAAUUAACCGAUGCAGAAGGGAAACUUGCUCAAGCAUUGCAGGAUCGGACAAACGCUGUCUCGGAAAUUGAUUCGCUGAAAAUCGAAAUCGUUGCGUUAGAAAAAAUGAACAAAGAAAUGGAACAGAAAGAACUAAAUAACUUAGAACAGAUUCGCGAGCACACUCAGAUGGUCGAGAAUGCGUUACUAGCGCGCGACAGUGCGAUGGAGCGGGAGAGAAAUAAGCAAGAGGAAGUGGACCGUAUCCGUGUUGCUAUGGAAACCCUGGUUGAGGAAGCAGCAGAAAGGGUUAAGAAUGAGGUCAACAGGGUCAAGGGUCAAUACAACAGUAAUAUUCAACGACUAAUGGAGGAAAUGCAGUCCACAGAGCUUGAGAAUCACAACCUACGCAGCGAUGCUGAUCGUUCGAAACGAGCGAAACGCGCAGUGGAAGAAGAGUUCGAUAAAUAUCAACAACAACAACGAGAAAAUUUCAGCAACCGCAAAUGGGAGGAUAUUCAUGCCAGGAUGCUGAUUGCUGAGAGAGCGAAAGAUGAUGCUUUAGUCACUGUGCAGUCUCUUGAAGAUAAAAUCAAGCGAAUAAAGAUUGAACGCGAGAAUGACACAAUAUCGUGGGUUUCGAAACAUGAAUCACUGGAGCGGAACGUAAAGCAACUCAAGCGUGACCUGGAUGAGUCUCAACACCAGAGAAUGUUGCUAAUGGAAACGAUAAAUAGAUACAAGAAUGAAGCUCAGAAAUUCGAGACCACAGCAAAUGAAGUGAAACUAGAGUGCAGUAGAGAGACAGCGCAGAUCAAAUCGCAAGCGGAACGAGAGAGAAAACAAUUGAAAACCAGAGUUCGAAGUUUAGAAGAUUCAAAUCGAAACGGGAUUCAGCAUUUACAUAAGAUGCUUGCAGAUCAACAGAGAAUGACGGCCAAAUGGAAAGAAGAAUAUCAGAGCAUUUCAGGAAAAUAUGAAUCAAAAAUCUCAGAACUUCAGAAUCAACUCAGUAGAACAAAGAAAAGAUGCACAGAGAUGACUAAUAAACUACAGCAAAUGAAAAACCAACACACAGAAAUCUCGAGUCAAGUUCCAGAUCUGAGUGAAACAAAUCGAAAGCUACGAGCUCGGUUACACGAAACAGAAUACCGUUUGAUAUCGGCGACGGAAAGACUUGGCGAAAUGCAGGGACGAAAGACUGCGCUGACUUUAAAGGAUUUAGAAUCGUAGAAUUUAUUUAUGAAAUUUUGACUUGCUCUUGACAAGAGCUGGGCAUAUUACGGCCUGCGGGCCGGAUCCGGGUCAUCGAAGUGUCUUAUCUGGCCCAUUUGUGCCCGCUGAAAUUACGAUUUAAAUUUCUGGAUAUAAAUUUUCGUUGAAAUUACCUCACAAUGUUACAUUCUGCUUCCUAUUAUUAUAUAAACGUUAGCUUAGCUUUUGGAAUAGCUGUUUUUUUUUUCAUAGUUUUUCAUAUAGAGGUUUGAGCAGUAACCAAGUCUAUUAUCUGUAUCUGGAACUCAUAAAAGUAAUUUUCCACCAUCUUGGAAUUGGGUAUGUUUAGGUAACAGCUGAAUGGGUCCCAGUCUCUGAAAUCUUACCAAAUCUUUUAUUUAUAAAUCUUUUUUUUCAAACAACUCCCAAGUGGCUGGGCCAGAAGGGUAAUGCAGAGGUAGAAAUGCUGUUUAAAAAAAAACAAUAAAUUAUUUUAUCUCCCUGAGUGAUUCAAGAGUCUUGCUGUGCACUAACACAAAUAUAUUGCUGUAACGUAGGGCUACUCAACUGGCGGACCGUGGUCCGAAUUCGAGUAUGCGAUUCGGAUCGCGCCUAAUUCUUUUUCUGGAUCAUUACCCCCACUUUUGAAGUUUCCUUUUAUGAAAUUACUAUUAUAGAUUUGAAUAUAUAUGAAAAGAACUAUAACACCAUAAUAAACAAUCUUGAUUAGCUAAUAAUCAUUAGCCGGUGGAAGGAUGCCGAAAUAUAAUUUCUGGAAAGACCGGACCCAAAUAUUUUUGAAGUUUUGUAUGCGGAUCUUCGGUAAAAAUAGUUGAGUAGCCCUGCUGUAACGUUACAUCUGACCAUGGUCAGACUUCUUCAGACAUACAUAGUUCAACUAUAACAAGAAAAACAGUUGCAUGAAUCAUUGCAUCAUUUUAUUUUGCUGCUAUUUGAGAAACAUUAGUCACUUAGGACAUUUUUAUUAAACUCGUUUCAUUUUGCUGCUAUGUUAAAUGCUUCUGAUAUUUUGUACGUUAAACACUGUUUUUAUACCAAAAUAUAUAAUAUAUUCUUUAAAAAA